AUGAGCUCUAGUCAGGCGUCGGAUCAGGAUCCGACGACAACUCGGAAGCCUGGACCGUUCGAUAAUCUAAGUAGAGACGAUUUGGUGAAGAAAUGCAAAGGUUUACUUGGUAUAGCUCAAAAGGCAAAACAAGCAAAAGAUGAGUGCCAAGAAGAAAAUCGUCAUCUAAAAGAGCAAUUGGAUCACUAUGAAACGCAAAAGAAUGCUGAUAAGGAGUGCAUUAAGGCGAUGCAGGAAGUGGCGGAUUCGUAUAUGGAUCAAAAGCUGAAAGCAACGAUGCGAGUUGAUGAACUCGAGAAGCAGCUCCAAAAGACAGUUACGCAGUUGUCCGACGAAAAGUCAUUACAUGAAAAACUGCACGAACAGCUUCUGGAAGAGGUGAACGAACUACAUAACACUAUAGCUGAAUCCGAACGCAAUGCAGCAGAGAAUGCCGGUUUGGCAGAGCGUUUGCGAGAACUGGAGGAAGAAAAUGCCAAGCUAGAAAAAGAACGGAUAACACUGGAGCAAGAACUAAUCCGGGUGAAAGGCAGUCAAGUGGUUUUGAGCGAACAGAAUGGGAAAGAGGAAAAACUGAUCCGCAAGCUGAAGCUGUACAAAGCGAAGGUCCUAGAGAUCAACGCAAAACUACUUCUCCUGAAGUCAGAUCGAAAAAUACUGCUAAAAACAGUCAAAGAUUAUGCGGAACAGGUUCCGAAGUGGCAAAAGGAGCUUGCCAAUGCAUCGAACGUAUUGUUUGCGAAAAUACAUGCGCUCGAGCUUGAAAAGAGUGACCUUAGUGAAAAGAUCACGCUUCAAGAAUCGCUGGUGGAUGGUUUACGUUGUGAAAACGAAGAACUGCAGCGCAAACUAGCAGCCGUAACACAUCAAGGCAUCGGUGAUGAGGACAAGGACUUAACGGACAGCAAUAGCGGUACGGCAGACAACGAAACUAUGAUUGAAAGCCUGCGUUUAGAGGUGGAGAAUUUGAAGUUGAAUAAUCUUGCCUUGACAACCGAGUCUCAGGGCCGCCUACUUGAGACUGAAAAGCUUCAGCAAGAUGUACAGGAAAAGGAAAAUCUUUCCAAAGAUUUGGAAACAUCGAAAGCGCUGGUCGCCGAUUUGGAAACAAAACUCACGUCUCAGUCGUCGUUGCUUUCGGAUAGUCACAAGAUGCAAGCACAACUCUCCGAACGGCUAGAGGAAACUUUGGAAAGGAUACAACAAGUACAGAACGAAAAAAAGUGUCUUGAAGCUCAACUGACAAGCACGCAGGAAGAGCUUGAAAGAAAAAGACAAGAACUAGAAAAUAGUGAAAAGGAAAAGAUUCGUCUCUCUGAUUUGCUAAAAUCUACUUCCGUUUCGGGCCAUGAAAAGGCGGAAAACUUAGUAGCAUGCCUGAAGGAAUUGGAAGCAAAGCUUGUAAUGGUGGAAGAGAAAAAUCAGGAGUACCGAACAAAAAUACUUGCAUUAGAGUCGACCAUCCAGAGUCAAGCGUCACGAUCCGAUGAACAGCUUACUGCCCAUGAGAAAGUGACUAAACAAUUAGAAGAAAAUCAACAGCUAGUGCAACAGCUGAUCGUUGAAAACCAAAACCUCGAAUGCCAACUUGGCCAGUUGGCUGAGAAGUUGAAAAGUAGUUUGGAAACUUCAAAGAAAGCUGUCGCCCGCAACGAAGAACUAGAAAAAGAACUUUCCUUAAGUAUCCAACACGUGACCGAAGGCAAUGCAGAAAAAGAACAUCUUCAGCAAGAAUUGAAGGUAACCAAAGACCUUGAGGUGGAAAUGGCCGAAAAAUAUGCGCUUUUAAAAGGCGAAAACAGCGAACUUUUGUUGGAGUUGAAGGAAAUCAAUGAGAUUAUGAAAGAACGAGGAGAAGUUAUCAACCUUCAGUUAUCGAAAAUAUCGGAGCUCCAGGAAAAACUUUCCAACGUCGAAGCGGCGGAUGUGGCUCCAAUGAAGCAACAAAUUGAUCAGCUUCAGCAAACCAUCAACGAGAAGGACGCGGAGCUAGAGCGUCAGCGCGAUGAGUUGACAGCAGUAAAGGAACGUUCCAAUAUUAGCUUCGACACACAGAGCGAUGUAAUGUCCACGUCGACCAUCUCGCGCGUGGAAGACGUCGCUCGUAUGCGCGAGCUGGACGAAGGCUUUGAAGAGAAGUACAUCAAACUCCGGUCGCUCGCCGUAAAACUAAAACGAAAGGUUGCCGAGCAGACGGCGUUGCUGCAAAAAUACGAAAAAGAAUCGUUGAGCAGUGCAGAUCCUUCGUCGUUAGCCACUGUCAGUAAAAAUGUGCAGACACUGCAGGCCGAAAACGAUCGGUUGCAAGAUCAACUAGAAAGUGUCCGGCAAGAGUUGGAAAGCAAGCGUGCGGAACUGGAGAGUAAAUCGAUCGAACUUACCACUUCGCAACAAGUUCAGAAGGACAUCGUGGGUACCAAAAAAGAUCGUGGAUCACUCGAAACGGCCGUACGCGAGUAUCAAGUGCAAAUACAAAGCCUGAAGCGUGAAAAAGAAGCGUUUCAGUUGGCAAAGCGAGAAAUCGAUGCUGAAAAUCAACGCCUGAAGGGUAGCUUAAAAUCAAAAGAAAAGGAGCUUGCCGAUGAACAAGAACAGCAGAAAGAGUUACGUUCGGAAUUGGACCGCACAAAGCUGGCAGUGAAAAAGGCGAACGUACUGAGCCUCGAAAUGGAAGCUUACGAGCGAUCGCUAACCGAGCUGAACAAUAAGCUGGAGACUAAAAAGACGUUGGUAAAGGAACUUGAAGCUAAAAUCGACCUGCAAGAGACAGCGAUGAAGAGCCUUAAACAGCAGAUUACGCUCCUCGAGGAAAGCCUCGAGUCACAGCAACAACAUUCACGUGAACUCAAACAGGAAGUGGAUGUACAGCAGGGCAAGCUACGGCAAAGUGAGCACCAACGAAUGGAACUGACCAGCCAGUUGGAGGAACUUCGCGAAGAACACGAUCGUGCCAAACAGCUGCUAGAAAGUAAUCGCUUGGAGCUCGAACAGGUGGCAUCUGAAAAGGAGAAAGUCUUUGGAACGUUGGAGUUGGAGAAAACUACCCUUCAGAAGCAGAGUCUCACGCUGGAAAGUGAGCUGAAUAUACUGCGUAAGGCGCUAGCAGAGCGACAGCAAGAAGUAGACGAUGUGCGGACCGAGUUUGCAAGCUACAAGGUUCGGGCCCAAUCGGUGCUGCGUCAUAACCAGAAUAAAGAUAGUAGCAGAGAGAAAGAGCUGGAAGAGGAACUAAGUCAGUUGCAGAAAUCGUUGGAACUGGUUGAGGGCAAGCACCUGCAUUUGGUGAAGCAAGUCAACGACCUCUCGAAGUCUAACGAGGGGUUAAAGAGCGAAAAGGAGCGAACACAGAACCGCUGCAAGGAGCUGCUCAGUUUGCUGGAAGAAAGUCGCUUGCAAAGUGAAUCAUUGCUGGAGGAAACACGCAAAACGAGCCUGGAGCAUCAGGAAGCAUUGAAAACACAACGCGUACAGAGCGAAACAUUGAUCCAAUGCUAUAAGACACAGCUGGAGGAGCAACAGGAACGCCACUGCCAGGAAUUAGAGCAAUUGCAGACGAAGAUACGCCAGCGAUCAGAGGUGGAUGGAGCAAACGGAGUGCGCCACGUGCUCAACAAUAACUUGCCAUCGCACGGUUCACUACACCCGGCGCCGAUUGGUGCAUUCGUGGGACGUACAGCUGCAUUUACGGAUGAGCAGCGAAUAAAUCUUCUUCUGAUGGAGCGCGAAGAAGGCGAAGGUUCCGAAAGCACCAAUCUAAGUACCGUUGGAGGGGCCCCACAGCGUCGAAAACUGUCCUCGACUUCCAUCUCCCGAGGACGUAACCGAGAGGUUAUACCUCUGGACGAAUUGUUGAACACUUCCUUUGACGAUUCCGCUUCCGUUGGGAUAAUCGAUGGUGAGGGCGACCAUCAAAAUCAGUUUUUUGACGGCAGGGAACCGUCACCGACUGUCGAACUGCAGCAAACCAAGGAGCAACUUAGUAAGCAGGAAAGCCGCGUUCGCCAUCUAACCGCGGUUUUGGCCGAGGCAGAGCAAGAUCUUGCAAAGCUAACGCAGCUGAACGAAUUACUUAAAGAGGAGGUACGCCGGCAACAGCGGUCCAUCGAGCGGGAGGCGCAUGUGCACAACUCGGAGUAUUUGAAAAAUGUGAUAUUUAAGUUUAUUACUCUAAACAACGGUGACGAGCGGUCAAGAUUGGUGCCAGUGCUAAACACGAUACUUAAGUUGAGUCCCGACGAGACGCAAAAGUUACAGAACGUAGCGAGAGGUUCCGAUCCAAGUUCUCGUGGAUGGACCGGGUUGUUGUGGAAUUAAUGGUAUCAUUUGUAGAUUAUAGAUUAAGUUUUUUUUCCCUACUGAAUUCCACGCUUUAUUAAUGCGGGUUUCUUCAGGCGAUAGUUAUACGAACGAAUGAUUAGAAGUUAUAGUUUUAGUAUCACGCGUUCUUUUGCGAGAAGUAUACGGUUAUCGGAUGUGAUUCUCCGAUAAAUUAGCUUCAGACGGAAAAGUGAGUGCAAUUCCAAGCUUUUAUUCAAACCAUGCAAAUUUCUAUUAACUUUAUACAAACGUGAAUUGUCAUUAAGUAGAAAAGGGUGGUUUGUUAAAUAUUAUCACAUUAAAUGGGGCAUUUAGAAUACAAUUUCAUACAACGAGAGAAAUGUGCGCAGCAUGGUGUUAGAUAGACAAAAACUGUGGCGUUUGUAGACGUCGAAGGGACUCCUAUUGAAUGCUACGCUGGAAGGCAUACAUUUUGAAGCAAUA
Molecule: messenger RNA, 4761 nt
Organism: Anopheles cruzii
Lineage: Eukaryota; Metazoa; Arthropoda; Insecta; Diptera; Culicidae
Gene: GCC185
Product: GRIP and coiled-coil domain-containing protein 2
Exons: 6
Coding region: 1-4314 (1437 amino acids)
Source: RefSeq, a predicted model, not a curated record